AUGCGUCAACCACUUAGCACUCUCUUUUUGUUCUUCUUCUCCUUCCUCUCCCUCCCCCUCUCCCUCUCCCUCACAACCCCCGACUCCGACUCUCAAGCCCCCCAGGACUACAUCCACGCUGAAACUGACUACCAAGAACAACUGCAUCUCCGUCCCCUCCCUCGCGCCGCCCUUCUCGCUUCCUUCUCCUUCCGCUCCAACACUACAUUCAGCGAGUUUACCUCCCGCAACUUCCGACUCUUCCCCCGCUCCCUCGGGCAAAUCCUCUCCUAUGCCAACACCCGGGAACUGCAUCUGCGCUUUAACCUCGGCCGAUGGGACGCUGAGUCGUGGGGCUCGCGCCCUUGGAAUGGCGCUCGCGAAGGAGGGACAGGGGUGGAAUUGUGGGCGUGGCUCGUGGCGGAUAGUGAGGCUGAGGCGGAGAGGAAGUGGGUUGUGUUGACGAAUGCUUUGUCGGGGCUGUUUUGUGCGUCGUUGAAUUUUAUCGACUCGACCCGCACGACGAGACCGGUGAUGAGUUUCCGACCGGAGGGGAAUCAUAACGAUGUUGACCCGGGAAAGAUGCACCUGCUACAUGGCGUGCUACCGCACGAGGUGGUAUGCACAGAGAACUUGACGCCGUUUUUGAAACUGUUGCCGUGCAAGGGGAAGGCGGGGAUUGCGUCUCUGUUGGAUGGGCAUAAACUAUUUGAUGCGAGCUGGCAAAGUAUGGCGAUUGAUGUCAGGCCGAUUUGUGUUGGAGAGGACGAGUGUGUGUUGCAGAUCGAGCAGACCAUUGAUAUGGUACUAGAUGUGGAUCGCGCGAAGAGGCCUAGAGAGAAUCCCAUUCCCCGUCCUCUCCCAUCUCACUUCCUCCCUUGCGACACAAGCAAACCAUACCACUCUCACGACACCUGCUUUCCCCUCGAUCACACUCGCAACCGGGACUGGUCCCUCACCCAGGUCUUCGGCCGUCCCCUGAAAGGCGCCUGUCCUUUAUCCAAUCCCUCCAUUCCGCCCAUCUGUCUCCACGUUCCCUCUUCUCGCAAGGUAUUUUUUGCUGGCGUAGCGGCCGAACAAGAAAACGAGAGGGAAAACAUUCGGUGCUACCAUCUUUCUCCAGAAGAAGAGUUCAACCUCGUCCUGCCUCCUCCAGAGUUACCCGACGCAGACGAGUUGGAUUUGGUCGUGCCCCCGACUCCGCCACCUCUUUACGCAGAAAGAAGCUUCACCGGCUACGGCCAAGAACGCGGUGGCGUGCAGGCACUGCUGCACAACCCUUCGAAGGCAGAACAUGUCUCGUUCAUCUACUUCGAGACACUUCCUUGGUUUAUGCGGAUUUAUCUACAUACGUUGACGGCGAGGCUUAUUCCAAAUAAUUCGACCACUUCCCCCCCAAAAGAUAUUAAGGUCAAGGAGAGUGUCGAUCUCAUAAAGAAGAUUAACUACCGCCCUGCUCUCGACCGCGCAAGGCCGUCUCAUCUGGAACUCCAUCUCACCGUUCCUCCUCUGUCUACGGUUCAGCUCACCUACACAUUUGAUAAGACCAUCCUACGGUAUACUGAGUACCCUCCAGACGCGAACCGGGGCUUUGAUGUCCCCGCAGCAAUUAUUACCGUUUUGCCUGAUGACUCCUCAGAUCCCUCUGCUCCCUCUCCCGACUCCAACCUCCAACCGCGUUACUCUCUAAGAACCACGACACUCCUCUGUUCCCUGCCCACACCAGACUUCUCCAUGCCAUACAACGUCAUAAUCUUUACUUCAACCGCCAUUGCCCUCGCCUUUGGUGGCGUGUUCAACAUUCUGGUGCGGCGGUUUGUGGCUGCCGAUGAGGGGCCUGUUGUUGGGAUAGCUGCGUUGAAGAGGAGGUUGAUGUUGAGGAUUGGAGGCUUGCUUAAGAAGUUGGGGGUAAAGGCCUAG
This is a messenger RNA of Thermochaetoides thermophila DSM 1495, 1899 nucleotides long. RefSeq lists its product as uncharacterized. Gene Ontology annotation, biological process: attachment of GPI anchor to protein. The coding region runs from base 1 to 1899 and encodes 632 amino acids. Lineage: Eukaryota; Fungi; Ascomycota; Sordariomycetes; Sordariales; Chaetomiaceae. The transcript has 2 exons. Gene Ontology annotation, cellular component: GPI-anchor transamidase complex. The record is from RefSeq and is a predicted model, not a curated record.